Messenger RNA from Pongo pygmaeus (Bornean orangutan), 985 nucleotides. RefSeq names its product complement C3-like. The coding region runs from base 112 to 636 and encodes 174 amino acids. Gene Ontology annotation, cellular component: extracellular region. Gene Ontology annotation, molecular function: protein binding. The transcript is spliced from 5 exons. The record is from RefSeq and is a predicted model, not a curated record. Lineage: Eukaryota; Metazoa; Chordata; Mammalia; Primates; Hominidae.
UCAUGGCCAGUGCCAACAGCCAAGGCCUCGUGGUCGGUGCCACAAGGUCAGUGCCCCACAGUCAGCGGCUCUGGCCGGCUCAGACAGGACUCUGUUCUCUCCAGCUCUCCCAUGAGAAGAACACGGUGCUGGGCUUUUGGGUUCACAGGAUGCUGCAGGCGGAGUUCCUGCAGGCCGCCCUCGUCACCAUCUACGACUACUACGAGCCUUCCCGGAGGUGCAGCACUUUCUACAACCUGCCCACAGAGCAAUCUUCCCUGCGAAAGAUCUGCCACAAAGACGUCUGCAGAUGUGCAGAGGAAGCCCAGUGACCAAUUGAGGCAGGAGGAGCUCCAGACAACAGCCUGUGAGGCAGGCGUGGAUUUUGGUACGGACCCUGCCAAACCCCUGGCCAUGAAGAAAUUCGUCUCCCACGCCACCUGCCGUGACUCCCUGGGGUUGCAAGAACAGGAAUUGUACCUCAUCGUGGGCGAGACGUCAGACCUGUGGAGAAUCAAAUCUGAUUACAGCUACGUUCUGGGCAGGGAGACGUUCCUCAUGCUUUGGCCAGCAGAUGGAGAUGCCAGCAAGAAAGAAUUGCGGGACCAACUGGAGGAAUUUUCGGAAUACAUGCGCACCCACGGCUGCCAGUCCUGAGCCUCUUCUGCUUUCAGGGAGGUGUCACCACGCAGCUCUGGGCCACUGGGUUUAACCCCAAAAAAAGAGCACAGGAUAUGACACCCAAACCCUGGACAUUUGUCCCUGUUUCAGCUUUCACCAGGGGACCUGCACAACUUGCUCUGGCAUAAUGUGGACCUGUCUCCUCCCUCUUCCCCUUCUACUUGGGUGGCUGAGGCGGGAGGAUCACUUGAGCCCAGGAGUUGGAGCCUGCAGUGAGCUAUGCUCACUACAUCUGGCUCCGUUCUGACCACACUGGCCUGCCUUGCAUCCUUCCAACACCCACCUCAGCGGGGAGAUGAUUCCCAGCUCUGGGCUUUUGCACCCA